Molecule: messenger RNA, 4401 nt
Organism: Toxoplasma gondii ME49
Lineage: Eukaryota; Apicomplexa; Conoidasida; Eucoccidiorida; Sarcocystidae
Product: ubiquitin specific protease 39 isoform 2, putative
Exons: 12
Coding region: 1485-3200 (571 amino acids)
Biological process (GO): protein deubiquitination; spliceosomal complex assembly; mRNA processing
Molecular function (GO): zinc ion binding; cysteine-type deubiquitinase activity
Source: RefSeq, a predicted model, not a curated record
CGGGCGACAUGUCGCCAACUAGAAGCCAGAGUGCCAUAGAUGGUCCUCUCGGACCGCUCAGGUUGCGGAGGCCUGAGAGGCCGUCCUCCAGGGGGCACCCUCCUGGAACACGAAAAAUGAAAAGACAGACAAGACACACCUGAAAAACCAACUCGCCUCGGCCGCAGAACGCGUUCUGCCUCUCUUUUCAGCUCGGUGUGAGGGCCUGCACCCGGCGCGAGCCACGCAGACGCCUCAAGAACGAAACUGCUCUCUGGAACUGCAGCUUUUGAGCUGGGUUUUCCCCUGCGAGCGCGAGUCUCGCCGCUCCGCAAACCCCAGUCGGCACCGAGAACGCCUUUGGAGCCGAAACUCGCGGCACACCAGCGAACAAAGAACGUUUGCUGCUGUGUGUGGCGGUUGGUCAAACUCAGGCGGCCGCUCCGCCAGGUAUUGUCGAGGUGUCGAUACACCCCAGGCGACGCUGCGCCGAGGCGGACGAGUGAGCUCUCCAGCCCGCAAAGAAGCGCGAAGACUUUUCAGAGUUUGCGAGACUUUUCUUGCCCUGCACGCUGCAUGCGCGAACUGCCAACCGUUUCGUCCAAAGAAUGCGCCACGAACGGAGAACCAAAGGAAGGCAGACGUCGAAAAUCGAACCGCAGCUUACGCGACGGUUUCGUCUAUUGGGAUUCCAGAAGGGAACCGUGAGACUCCGCGUUUCGAACGGGAAAACGGCGCGGACCCCUCGCGCGCCUCUUGCUUCCAGAGCCCCAAAUCUUCGAGAGAAGUCCCGCUGAAUUGCCUUACCUCGUGAUCAGUUCUGUUCCUUUGCCUUUUCCAAGGUCGCUCUUUCAAUCUGUAGCCCACUUGCCACGGCCGUCGGGCUGCGGGUGGCCGAACGCAACUUGCCGGGAGGGCGUCGGCCCGUUUCGCCUCGGUCGACCGCAAGACUCUCUAGCUCGAGCAGUUGUUGACUGUUUUCCAUGUGGACUCGUGAGUCCAGAAACGACGCUCGCCGCCGGAAUUUUGUCCUCGUUUCCCGCGCUCUCCAACGACAGUCCCCCGUUCUGUCAACCCAAGAAGGACUGGGCCAGACACCACGCACUGCCUUGGCACGCGGCGCGCGCACCUCUGAGUCACUCUCCCUCGCGUGUAGCCCGCGCCUCGCUCUGAGAAAAGGCAUUUCGAUCUCUUUCGUCGCGGAAAGGCCUUCCGAUCGGCAGGUUACCUCGUGGACUGUCUUGCCUUUCUUCCCUCCCAGUCUUAGUCUUCUUCAAAGCAGCUCUCGCACACUGCUGCUCUGCGCCUGCUCUCCUCGUCGCCCCGACUGCUGUGUAGAGGCUUGUUGGAGUACUGGCGUUCUUCUUUGAUGCCGACUAUUAAAAGACUUUGUGGACACCGGGCAGAACAGGGCCAAUGAAAUCCGCUUCUUCGUGACUGUUUCUCCCUUGUUUAGCUGGCUCUCUCCACGCGUUCGAAGGCGCGUCUCCUCCCAACUUCCUACCAUGAUGACGUCUCCGUCCACGGCUUCUCCCCCGCCCACGCGAGACUCUAUGGCAGACAGCCCUGCAUCUUCGGAGUCUCCUGCGGGACCGCAGAAGAGGGCAUCUCUGCAGGAAGGCAGUUCCCUUGCAGAGGCGGCGGGAGCUGCAAAGAAACGCACGCCUGCGCCUUCCCCCUCCGCCGCCGCAGUCUCUGCACCGCAGACGAAACAGCUGCGCCGCACCUGCCCGUACCUGGGCACAAUCAAGCGACACCUUCUCGACUUUGACUUCGAGAAAGUCUGCUGCAUCUGUCUCUCCAACCAACAUGUCUACGCCUGCCUCGUCUGUGCGCGCUACUUCCAAGGACGAGGCAAGAACACGUACGCCUACAUGCAUGCGCUCCAGGAGCAGCACUACGUGUACCUGAAUCUGAAGGACUGCCGGGUGUACUGUCUUCCGGAGAACUACGAAGUGAAGGAUGCGUCUCUGGACGACAUCAUCUACAAUCUCCACCCGACCUACACCAAGGAGGAUGUUGCGCAGUUGUCGACUCGGAUCAUCUACGGAAAGGCGCUUGAUGGUGCAGACUACAUCCCAGGAUGUGUGGGCCUGAACAAUUUGAAGCGCACGGACUUUUGUAACGCCAUGAUUCAAUCUCUCUGCACCGUCGUCCCGCUGCGGAACUGGCUUCUGCUUCUCGAUCUGUCGCACGUCCAAAACUACGACCCCGUGCUGCAGACGCUUGGCGAACUGAUGAGGAAGAUUUUCAACGCGCGCAACUUCAAAGGAAUCGUCUCGCCACACGAGUUCCUCCAGGCCGUCGGCGUUGCCAGCAAGAAGAAGUUUCGGAUCGGAGAGCAAGCAGACCCUCUGCAGUUUUUCUGUUGGUUGAUGACGCGUGUCCAUCAGUCUGCAAAGCACAAGAAACUCAACUCGAAUGUCGUGAACGACUGUUUCCAAGGAGAAGUGGAAGUCCGCACCACAACUGCAGAGGGAGAAGCAACUGGACAGCCGCCGUCCGUCUCGCGGGUGCCCUUCCUAUUCCUCACGCUAGAUCUGCCGCAAGCUCCCAUCUUCAAGGAUUCGCUGGACAGGAAUAUGAUUCCGCACAUUCCGAUUUUCGAUCUGCUUCAAAAGUUCAACGGAGAGCAAAUUCAGGAGGCAACUCCCGGGACGCUCAAGCGAUACAGUUUGUGGCGGCUGCCAAAGUACCUCGUGCUGCAUGUGAAACGUUUCUCCAAGAACAACUUCUACGUCGAAAAGAAUCCGACGAUUGUCACUUUCCCCGUCAAACACUUGGAUCUCCGAGAGUAUGUGCACGAGGAUGCACCAGCCGACCUGAAUCCCGUAGCCAAGUACGACCUCGUUGCGAACAUCUGCCACCAAGGAAAACCCCACGACGGACAGUACAAAGUCCACGUCCUGCAUGCGCCGACGAACGAAUGGUUUGAGAUCGAAGAUCUUCGAGUAACGCAAGUUCUGCCGCAGUUCGUAGCCCUCUCUGAGUCGUACGUGCAAGUGUACCAGCGCCAGGACGUCGCUCCAGACGGUUCGAUUGACCGGUGCGUGGUGGAGGCUGCGCUCCAGGAACUGCAGAAGAGAGAAGCGAAGAGCGCCGCGGUGGACGACGACGACGACAUUUUUGCGGCAGAUUCAGAAAACGAAGACGAAGAAGAAGGCCCAGACGCAGAGGGUCCUAAGCAGGAAGUCGAGACGAAGCUGGAGCUGGGCGAUUGAAAGUCGGGGAUUCGCCUGUGUGUGAGGCUGUUGCUGGAAACGCUUCUCAGGAAUCGUCUUCGUUCCUGCGUGAGCGAGAUUCGAGCUCCAGUGUUUUGUUGGCGGAAGGGUACUGCAUGCGCAGUGUCUUACACCGUUCUCGUUCUUGGGAGGUAAUCGCGGACGAAGCCUCGGCGUUCGCGCGCGACCGAGACGGGGUGUCGGGUACGGAGCAAGAAACGGACUUGUCGCAGAAUGGCAAAGAGAGGAAAACGCACGGCUUGCAGGCUUGACACAGUAGACGUCUCGGUUGCUUCACGCGAAGCCUCUGUGGGUCGGCAUGUGUGCCGAUUUUCUCACUCCGCACACAACUGCUGACGAUUCGACACAGCGCAUACACCCUAAAUAACGGCAGAAGACGAUCAGCUCUCUUAUUCUUCAUUCGGACAGUUUUUGCUCUCUUUCGCUGCUUCUUCCACGACACCCAGAUUGUUUUUAAUGACACGACGACUUCCAGGCGAACAGGGAAACCAGUCGGAUGCACAAGUCCAGCGUUUUGAGCUGUUGUUUGAGCAGUGUAGUCGGGUGGCGAGUUCCACGAAGAAAGCAGUUCGCACCGUGACGUUCCCUCUGUGCACGUACGGUCAAGGGUAAACGGCUCUGCAGGUCGGACGCGACCGCGCGAGAGGCGUGAGAGCUACCUUCUGGGAUGUGUGACCUCAGUAGCUACUCAGAAGGAAAAAGUGAUAGCGACUUCGUUUUGAGCAUUUCUCGACUCGAAAGCACCCCGAGAGGGACCACUGUCAAAGGACCUGGGGGAAGGCUGUCGAUAUGCGUAGGGCAUUCACGCUUUGGGAUCCUGAAGCGAUAAAUCCGAAUCCAUGCAUUGAUAAUAGGAUUAACACAGUUCGAGUCAGGAAAACAACACAUCAUUUGCUUAAAUAAAGCGAAGAACCUGUAUUCACAUGGAAUAACCUCUGCGUACCUCUGCGUAGCACCCCAUGUUUACACAUCCACACACAAACAUAUAUAUAUAUAUAUAUAUAUAUAUAUAUAUUGGUCAGUGGUCUUUUUUCAUCGGAUGCAUUCGGCCGGUGAGUCAGUCGUACAGGGAGGUUUUGGGGGGGGGCGCAGAGAGAACGAAAUCUGCAUUCAAGGGCGAGCCUUUGGAAAAAGCAACUCUGCCGCAGAAGAAGCCACGCUGCACAAGCACGUCCACUAU